CUGCAGGAUAGGACACAAACCAAUGGAUUCAAAUUACAAGAAAGGAGAUUCCAACUAAAACAAUGGGAAGUACUUUUUGACAGAAAUAACUGUUCAACAGUGGAUGGUGGUGGACUAUCAUUCACUGGAGUUGUUUAAACAGAGGUUGGGUGACCAUCUGUCAGAGAUUCUUAGCUGUGCUUCUUGCAUAGCAAGGGAUUGGACUAGAUGACUCUUGGGUCCCUUUCAACUCUAAGAUUCUAUGAUUCUAAACCCACUGUGAUCAAUGAGCCAUUUCCAUAAAUUGGUAUAGGGCUGCAGCCUUAGUGUAUCAAUAAGACAUACAUGGUCUAGGAGCUUUAACAUAAUAAUUAUUUCUUAGUGACUUUUGAAAAACAAGAGUAGCAUUGUUAAUUCCUGUAGUUUGAUAGGAUUUAUAUUUGAUGAUGUCAGAGUUUUAAUCUUUCUGUUACUGGAUUGUACAGUGGUACCUCAGGAUGCGAAUGGGAUCCGUUCCAGAGCCCCGUUUGCAUCCUGAACGGAACGCAAGACACGACAGCGCACGCGUGACAUCAUUUUGAGCGUCUGCGCAUGUGCGAGCGGCGAAACCCGGAAGUAACACGCUCCGUUACUUCCAGGUUGCCACGGAGCGCAACUCGAACGCACUCAACUCAAAGCACAUUCAACUCAAGGUAUGACUGUAUAAGAGGAAAAUGAAAAUACCUAAUUAUGUCAUGUUUGGUACUUGGAGCCAAUACAUUGUAUUCUCUGCACCUUGCCAAGAGUUUCCUACACAGCUUGCUAUCUAAGAGUGCAAUGGAAUUCAAAAUGACCAGACAUUUGGAUGUGGUGACGAUCAUACAAAGCUGUGUAGCUGAACUGCUAUACAUGAAGCUGAAACUGAAAUGAGGAAGGUGAGUUGGGGAACUACAGAAACAGAGCCAUAAAGCAGAAGCAAGCAUUAAAUGUCAUGCAUAGAGCAUUAACAGACCCACAUGACAGGAAGUAAGUGCUGUCUGCAUUUUGGCCACAUAUCUUGGAUGCAACUGGCAAGAUGUAGUUAUUCACCAGAAAGAAUCAGCUGAAGUUUUCAUCUGGUGUUUAAGAAAGGAGGCAUGGCAUUUAUGACCUACACACGAGGAAAGAGCCAUAUCACCACCUCCCAUCCUUUUAAUGGCUUGGAUCCUAAAGGGUUCUUACUAUUAUUUCUGGGGCUUGCAGUGUUCAUGUCAUCUUGCCUUGCAGCCGUCUCUUUCUACUAUGUUACAGCAUUAAAAUCAGAACUAGCAAUGCUGAGCAGCAAGCUGAACUGCAAGGUCCAGACAAGGACAUCAUUUCCACAGCUCUUGAGGUCUUUGGAAAAGAGCAAAGAGGCCAAUUCCUUCAUUCCCUACUUGAAUGUAUUAGAAGGUGCUUCUAGUCAGCAAAUUUCUUCUGGACCACAUCAAAGUAGUGAAGAGAUAAUGUGGAGUGGAGACAAGCACAGGGGGAAAAGGUCUCCUCUGCACACAGGAGAAGCAGUUCUACAGUCAUGUCUUCAGUUGAUGGCUGACAGCAAGCGUGACAUUCAGCAACAUGAUGGUUCAAGUAUAGUUCCAUGGCUUCUUAGCUUUAAAAGAGGAACUGCUCUUGAAGAGCGAGGAAAUAAAAUACUUGUCAGAGAAACUGGCUACUUUUUCAUAUAUGGUCAGGUUUUGUAUACAGAUGAAAUGUUUGCAAUGGGACACUGGAUCCAGAGGAAAAAAGCUCAUGUAGUUGGUGAUGAUCUCAGUUUGGUUACAUUAUUUCGUUGCAUCCAAAACAUGCCUCUCACUAAUCCUAACAACUCUUGUUAUACUGCUGGUAUUGCAAAAUUAGAAGAAGGGGAUGAGCUUCAGCUCACCAUUCCACGGAUGGGAGCCAAGAUAGUCUUGAAUGGAGAUGCCACUUUUUUUGGUGCAGUCAGACUUCUGUGAAGCUCUUCAUUGUACAAAGGGUUGGAUCUGUUGCGUGUUUCAUUUUUAGUUAGUUGGUUUAUGGAGUACUGUUUUCUGUUUUAUUGAAAACAGGAAGCUGAUUGGAUGUGGUACACCCACCUCAUGUGGGUUACCAGAAAUGAAACUUGUAAGAAGAAUAUAAAUAUAGCAUUUGUUACAUAAGAGCCUAAAUAGAGCAGUCUUGAAUCAGACCAACAACUGAUCUGUGUUUGGUUAGUUUAGUGUUCUACUCCCUUACAGUGGCCACCUGGAAAUGCAACAGCCCUCUCUACUGUUUGUCUCCCCCAACAGCUAGUAUGGCAGGACUUACAAUUUUCAACAUCAAUUGGGGAGAUGCAUUACUAUUUCAGCAGAACGUGCCCUGUAGAAUGACCACCCAUUAGAUGCCAAGGAAAUAUUUGACUUUUAGAAAACAUCUGAAGGCAGCCCUGUACAGUGGUACCUCAGGUUAAG
Podarcis muralis (Common wall lizard) is the source of this 2408-nucleotide messenger RNA. It is a transcript of the gene TNFSF13B, whose product is annotated as TNF superfamily member 13b. Gene Ontology annotation, biological process: positive regulation of B cell proliferation; immune response. Gene Ontology annotation, molecular function: receptor ligand activity; tumor necrosis factor receptor binding. Gene Ontology annotation, cellular component: membrane. NCBI's taxonomy places the organism in Eukaryota, Metazoa, Chordata, Lepidosauria, Squamata, Lacertidae. The record is from RefSeq and is a predicted model, not a curated record.